Messenger RNA from Peromyscus leucopus (white-footed mouse), 2532 nucleotides. It is a transcript of the gene Slc16a6, whose product is annotated as solute carrier family 16 member 6. Gene Ontology annotation, biological process: transmembrane transport; monocarboxylic acid transport. NCBI's taxonomy places the organism in Eukaryota, Metazoa, Chordata, Mammalia, Rodentia, Cricetidae. The transcript is spliced from 6 exons. The coding region runs from base 281 to 2104 and encodes 607 amino acids. Gene Ontology annotation, molecular function: monocarboxylic acid transmembrane transporter activity. The record is from RefSeq and is a predicted model, not a curated record.
GCGUGCUCCGCUCACACCCAAACUGGAAGGAACCUGUUCAGUCCGGGGCCAGCGACGCGCGGGACCAGCCCCGACGCGCGCCUCCCCUGCCCCCCAUCCUCCUCACUGGCUCCCCAGAUCCUCAGGGCGCGGGCGGACCCGGGAGCUGCGCUCGGAGAGGGGGUGCUGGGGCGCACUCGAUCGCCCCGGGCUCGAUCGCGCUCCCGCUCCCGCUCUCACUGCAGCCAAGUGCCGGGGUCCGAUCGGGCCGGGAAUCACACGGGCACGCGCGGAUGAGGGGAUGAGGGCGUCGGGCCAAGGACCCCAGAGGCGUCGGCGGGGAUGGGCGACUCGCGAUGGCAGCGCGGUUACCUUCCGUGACCCCCAGCCCCGGCAGCCGGCAGGCGGGGCGCGUGCCUUGCGCGGCCCCGAUCCACGUGGGCCCGCGCGCGCGCGCCAGGCCGGCCCCCUCCUUGCCGGCGCUCGGCGCUCCCAGCACAUGGUCCGCGGCGGCGCGCCCCCGAGGCCGGCGGAGACCGGCUGCAGCCGAUCAAGAAUGACCGAACAGAAUUCGAAGCUUCCUUCCCAAGCCAAUGUGUAUACCCAAGUGCCUGAUGGAGGAUGGGGUUGGGCAGUAGCUGUUUCUUUUUUCUUCGUUGAAGUCUUUACCUAUGGCAUCAUCAAGUCAUUUGGUGUCUUCUUUAAUGACUUAAUGGACAGUUUUGAUGAAUCCAACAGCAGGAUCUCAUGGAUAAUAUCAAUAUGUGUAUUUGUGUUAACAUUUACAGCUCCCCUCUCCACAGUCCUGAGCAACCACUUUGGACAUCGGCUGGUGGUGAUGGCAGGAGGGCUGCUUAUCAGCACGGGAAUGGUUGCUGCCUCCUUCUCCCAGAGGGUCUACCACAUGUACAUCUCCAUCGGGGUCAUCUCGGGUUUGGGGUACUGCCUUAGUUUCCUCCCGACCGUCACCAUUCUGUCACAGUACUUUGACAAAAGGCGUUCGGUAGUCACCGCGGUCGCUUCUACGGGAGAGUGCUUUGCUGUGUUUGCCUUCGCUCCAGCCAUCACAGCUCUGAAGGAACACAUUGGCUGGCGGUACAGCCUCCUCUUCGUGGGCCUCCUGCAACUGAACAUCGUGGUCUGCGGCGCCUUGCUUCGACCAAUCAUCAUCAAAGGACCAGAGUCACCGAAAACAAUCACCCUCGAACCCCGGAGAGAAGUGCAAUACAUGCUUGAAAAUGAGAAAACAAGAACCUCAAUAGACUCCAUCGACUCAGGAGUAGAACUAACUACCUCACCAAAAAAUGUGCCUAAUCAAGCUAAUACAGAGCAGGAAGCCAGAGCUGAACAGCACCAGACCCUGGUGGUUGGUCCCAAGCACAGCCCGAAGAAAACCCCGCUGUUAGACUUUUCCAUUUUGAAAGACAAAGGCUUCAUCUGUUACGCAUUGUUUGGCCUCUUCGCCACACUGGGCUUCUUUGCACCUUCCCUGUACAUCAUCCCCUUGGGUAUUAGUCUAGGCAUUGACCGAGACCGCGCUGCAUUUUUACUAUCUACGAUGGCCAUUGCUGAAGUGUUCGGAAGGAUCGGGGCUGGCUUUGUCCUCAACAGAGAGCCCAUUCGGAAGAUCUACAUUGAACUCAUAUGUGUCAUUUUACUGACAGUGUCUCUCUUCGCCUUCACUUUUGCUACUGAAUUCUGGGGUCUCAUGUUGUGUAGUGUGUUUUUUGGCACUAUGGUUGGGACCAUAGGAGGGACCCACAUCCCACUGUUGGCCGAGGAUGACGUCGUUGGAAUCGAGAGGAUGUCAUCUGCAGCUGGAGUCUAUGUCUUCAUUCAGAGCAUUUCAGGGCUGGCGGGACCACCCUUGGCGGGCCUCCUGGUAGACCAGAGCAAGAUCUACAGCCGGGCCUUCUACUCCUGCGCGGCAGGCAUGCUCAUGGCUGCUGUGUGCCUCGCCCUGGUGAGACCCUGUAAAAAGGGCCUGUGCCAGCAUCCUCAUUCAGGUGAACACCAGACAGACAGCCCUCACAGGAAGGCGUUACAGGACAUACCAGAAGACUUUCUGGAAAUGGAUCUUGGGAAAUGUGAGCACAGGGUUCAUAUGAAAGUGGAUCCAGUGUGACACACUUUGAUGUCAUAGCGUCUUUGUUGCCUGGGAAAAGAGUCCCUGGGGCAGGUGCCGACCACUGGACCCCACCUUCAAAACCGAAUAAAGGGAACGCAUGUGUGAACAGCAGCAGCACCAACACCUUUCCUUUCCCUCAAGUCCCUUCUGCUUGCUCUUUAAGCCAAAACCAAAACAACCAAACACUCUCCGGCACGGGAACCCAGCCCUAUUCAGUAGCAAUACAAAGACAGGUGCAGGAACACUGGUUCACAUCCCGGCACAAACCAUGCCACGGACUGGCAAACUGGUGUUAAAAGCACUCACGCGUGUAAGGUACUAUUUUAUAAAGUGACAUCCAGCCCAAGUCACGGAAAUGAAUUGGCCAUUCAAAAAAAAAAAAAAAAAAAAAAAAAAAUCUCGAAUCAUUAAAAGUUGUUAAUUUU